UGACUUUGACGUAUAACUAGUUAUAGUGUUAUAUGUGAGAAUGCCCUCUUGUAUAAAAAAGCUUUUUAAAAAUACUUUUGCGCGUAGGUAAUAAAUAAGAAUAAUGUUUUGGACAAAUACACAAAUUGUUAAAUAAUUUGCUGCUAUUGCGUUUGAAUAGUCUAGUUAAGAUGUUACGGAACGUAGUUUUAUUUAUAUUACCAAUUGUAAACAUUGUGCUUGGAUUUUCCGAUGUAGGAAAGUGGGAUUUACCUCUAAAUGGGGAAAGUUGCAAUUUCACAUUAGCCAAGUCACUUUUCAAAGAUUCACAACUCAUAAUCGCAUUGCAUUGUGAUGUAAAGGAACCAACAAAUAUCACAAUUAUGUACUCAUGGAUGAAAACUAAUUGCUCACCAGAUUACUUCCAUUAUUUUGAAAAGAGGAUAGUUGACUGCACAAAUUAUGAAGAAAAACCAAUAGAUGAAAAUAAUAACACAAAAUUAUUACCCACAAUUCUAUGUAAUGGCCAAAAUGUUAUUUAUCUACACAAUACUAAAAAGUCUAAUGAUAAGAAUGAUGUGAAUGUUAUACAACCUAGAGCACCCUUCCACACAGUUGAAUGGGAAGGGAUUUAUGCACUAUGGAUGUCAGUUCGUAGUAAUAAAAAGUUCCAAGUGUCAAUGCACAUUGAAAUGGGGUCUCCAUCGGGAUAUAUGUCGGCAGCUAUUUGGCCUCUUUUGCCAUUCUUCGGCGUGAUGUGUGGAGUGUACACGGUGCUUUGUGCAUGCUGGCUGGCAGUAUGCGCGCUGCAGUGGCGAGACUUGCUGCGCAUUCAGUACUGGAUCGGAGGCGUGGCACUACUUGGCAUGGUCGAGAGUGCCACAUACUAUGGGGUCUAUUCCUCCAUCAACAGGACAGGGUACUUUAAUGCUGAAGCAUACAUGUUCGCCGAGUGGAUGUCCGUAGCGAAAAGGGCGCUUGCGAGAAUGUUAGUCAUCAUUGUAUCAUUGGGUUUCGGGAUAGUCAAGCCACGGCUGGGCCCGGCGCUGCAGCGUGUGGUGGGAGCGGGCGCACUGUGGGGGGUGCUGGCCGGCAUCGAGGCUUGGCUGCGGCUGCACCACAAGGCCGAGGACUCUAACCGCGAUCUGCUGCUGUCGGAGGCACCGCUGUCGCUGGUAGACAGUGCCAUCUGCUGGUGGGUCUUCGUGUCGCUUGCGCACACCAUGCGCACGCUGCAGCUUAGAAGGAACACAAUCAAGCUCUCUUUGUACAGACACUUCACGAACACUUUAAUAUUCGCCGUCAUCGCCUCAGUCAUAUUUAUGCUCUACUCUCUCAAGUCGUACCGAAUAAUAUUUUGUAUUUUAGAAUGGAAAGAAGUGUGGAUGGAUGAAGCAUACUGGCACAUUUUAUUCGCCGGUGUCCUGACAGUUAUUAUGGUGUUAUGGCGACCCACUAACAACAACCAGAGAUACGCCUUCACGCCGUUGUUAGACAAUGCCGAGGAUGAUGACGAAGAAGAAGAACAGUUUGUGAAUGACGCGUACGGAGUCAAAAUGCGAGCGACAAAUAUAAAUGAGACGCCCGACUCGCCUCGUGACCCCGAACCCAAUACCACGUCUUUGGACUCAGACCUUCGCUGGGUAGAAGAAAACAUACCUACCAGCACACUUCCUUUACUAGAUUCAGAUGAGGAAAUUAUUAAUACGAAAUUUGAAGUUUCCAAGAUGCAGUAAAUAAAUAGUAUUGUUUAUAAAAUGUCACUGUGAUUUAUGUGUUUUUUAUUUAAUAAAAAUAUUGUUUCGUA
Vanessa atalanta (red admiral) is the source of this 1786-nucleotide messenger RNA. Its product is annotated as transmembrane protein 87A. The record is from RefSeq and is a predicted model, not a curated record. The coding region runs from base 171 to 1715 and encodes 514 amino acids. The transcript has 11 exons. Gene Ontology annotation, cellular component: membrane; Golgi apparatus. Gene Ontology annotation, biological process: retrograde transport, endosome to Golgi. NCBI's taxonomy places the organism in Eukaryota, Metazoa, Arthropoda, Insecta, Lepidoptera, Nymphalidae.